This is a messenger RNA of Laccaria bicolor S238N-H82, 1450 nucleotides long. RefSeq lists its product as uncharacterized. Gene Ontology annotation, cellular component: nucleus; cytoplasm. The record is from RefSeq and is a predicted model, not a curated record. Gene Ontology annotation, molecular function: pseudouridine synthase activity; RNA binding. The transcript is spliced from 2 exons. NCBI's taxonomy places the organism in Eukaryota, Fungi, Basidiomycota, Agaricomycetes, Agaricales, Hydnangiaceae. The coding region runs from base 1 to 1341 and encodes 446 amino acids. Gene Ontology annotation, biological process: tRNA pseudouridine synthesis; mRNA pseudouridine synthesis.
AUGACAAGCCCAUCGCCAAACGGUUACAAAGGUUGGUCUCGUGAAGAGUUGAUAGAAAGAAUUACUUUGCUAGAGAGCAAGAAGGAUCGUCCGGUUGUACAACCUGUCAUACAACCGAAACUGUUCAGUUUCUCCAGCCAUCCUCGCAGGAAGAUUGCCCUCAAAUUUUCUUACUCUGGCUGGGAGUACGGAGGGCUGGCAUUUCAGCUGGGACCUACGCCUCUGCCCACCGUUGAAGGCGUCCUCUUUGAUGCUCUGGCGAAGGCUCGAUUGAUUGAUCAGGAGGCAGGAUUUGAAGGUUGUGGUUGGGAGAAAUGUGGGCGUACAGAUCGGGGCGUCAGUGCCGCCGGUCAGGUUGUUUCAUUGUGGGCCACAACCUCGAAACCGACGUUUGAACACGACUAUCUAUCUAUCCUGAACCGGCUUCUUCCAGACACGAUUCGAGUUUUGGCAUGGUCUCCAGUUGCUCCCAAAUUCUCUGCCAGAUUCUCAUGCCUUUAUCGACAUUACAAGUAUUUCUUCUCUCCACUAGGAUUGGAUAUACCUCGCAUGCAGCAAGCUGCUUUACGAUUGGUUGGAGAUCACGACUUCCGCAAUCUCUGCAAACUCGACCCCCAAAAACAAAUAACGAUCUUUCGGAGGAAGGUCAUUACGGCCGAGAUUGAACCUCUGUCCCUUGCUGAGAACGGAGAGGGCGUCUAUGUAUUUAACCUGGUUGGGACUGCUUUUCUUUAUCAUCAGGUCCGCCAUAUCAUGGCAAUCCUAUUCCUAGUCGGGACAGGCCUCGAACCUCCAUCGGUGGUGUCCUCACUAUUGAACGUCGAAGCAGGGGUCGAACCAACAAAAGACGGAGAUUCACCUUACGAAGUAGUUGACCGCAAACCCGAAUACCAAAUGGCAGAUGCACUCCCACUGAUGUUAUGGGAAUGCGGAUACCCCGAAACGGAAGUGAGCUGGAGAACAACAGGAAAACCGGACGAUGAUGGUUCAGCUCAAGGCGGCACUUUAUAUCACCAGAUGCAGUCCAUUCACUCCAGAUCACAGAUAUACACCACAUUGAACCAGCACUUCUUCGCUGCGGCGUCGAUACACCACCCGCCUCCACCAUCUCUAUUUCCUGUAUCUAACGUCGAACUCCUUCCACGUGAAGCGAUGAAUAUCCCGCUUGGUGGUGGGACGUUCAAGCGGAGCAAUAAUUAUACACCCUUGUUGAAGAGGAAUAGAUUGGAUACGGUUGAGGUUAUGAACGAGCGAUGGAGGACCGGCAAGGGAUUUAGAAGGGAUGAGAGACGGAAAGCAGCUGAGGGCGGCCCUGUUCCGGACGACGACGAAGAUGAGUGAGAGGAAAUCUCAACUCCUCCUCCGUCGUGAUCAUGUUGUGACAUCUGAUGCAUGUAUACUAUCCUGAAGCUGCAACAUCCACUGUUGCCGAUUGAGUGCUGGCUUCCUU